Messenger RNA from Peronospora farinosa, 840 nucleotides. NCBI's taxonomy places the organism in Eukaryota, Oomycota, Peronosporomycetes, Peronosporales, Peronosporaceae. The record is from the annotation of a GenBank genome assembly.
AUGUCGGAGGUCUUCCGUAUGUACCCGGACGCUAUACGCGACUCUCAUGCUGCUGCUUAUUCACUUCUGGUCGUAGCACCAUUGACUUUACUAGCAUCAAAUUUUCUAUUGUAUCGAGGGAAAAAGACAACUCGUCUACAGGUUUAUCUUGUGUCACUCGUAGCGCCGAUGCUCGCCGUGUGUCUACCCAUGUGGUAUUUGCCUGACGAGACGAAUGUGUACAGAGUGUUGAUGAUGAGUCGCCAAGAGACACCGUAUCAAUGGUCUCAGAAGUAUGUCUUCUAUCGAAAGCACUUUCAGAGCGGCACCAUGUCCGCAGAAUCCUGGAAUAAAAUUGACUCGGCUUACGAUAUUAUCUACAGCGAGAAAUCGCGCUAUUUGUAUGAUUUUUGGGGACCUGGUCAGGAGAACAUGUCAAUGUACGAAACACAAGGGAAUGUCGGACUUUUUUACCUGCUCUGGUUUGCCAUCAUCUAUGCGGUCACCACACCCAAGGCAACGCAAGCUGCGAGUAAGGUGUCAUUUGUCGGACUUAUUGCUCUUUUGAGUAUCGAGCUUACCGUCCGGUUCGCCCGCUACGACCCGGUGAUCAAGGAAAUAUCGCCGUUUACAACACCGCGCGAGUAUUUGUUGUGGGGCCAUCGAAUGUUUCCAAUUCUUGUUUUUGCAGCGGUUUCGAUAACGAAGACGUACUUCGUUGAUCUGGAGAAGCAUCACCAGCGCGUGCUCAUUCACAUGCUGGAGAAGAAUAAGGAAACGGCAGAGGAACUCCAACUUAUGAAUCAGGCAUUGGCGCCCGAAGUCGAAGCUGACGAAACGUUGCAAAACAGGAAGAAGUAA